Spea bombifrons (plains spadefoot toad) is the source of this 1830-nucleotide messenger RNA. It is a transcript of the gene PRCP, whose product is annotated as prolylcarboxypeptidase. The transcript has 9 exons. The record is from RefSeq and is a predicted model, not a curated record. The coding region runs from base 67 to 1575 and encodes 502 amino acids. NCBI's taxonomy places the organism in Eukaryota, Metazoa, Chordata, Amphibia, Anura, Pelobatidae. Gene Ontology annotation, biological process: proteolysis; negative regulation of systemic arterial blood pressure; angiogenesis involved in wound healing. Gene Ontology annotation, molecular function: serine-type exopeptidase activity; dipeptidyl-peptidase activity.
GUGCUGGCCCCUCCCCCGCCUGCCCCGUCCAGCCGGGAUUCCCCGGACCUCCAGCGGCAGUCAGUCAUGGCGUUUACGAGGAGCAGCGCGGGGCCGGCGGGGCCGACGGGGCCGACGGGGCCGACGGGGCCGACGGUGGGCGGAUGGCUGGCACUGGCCCUGCUCCUGGUGUCUGCUGGACAGACCUGCAGCUUUUCUCUUGGGUCUGAUCGCAGCCCUGGACCCACAUACAGAACGUAUUACUUUACCCAGAAGGUUGACCAUUUUGGUUUUUACGAGGACUCCGUGUUUAAGCAGCGCUACCUGAUCUCCGACACGCAUUGGAAGAAACCUGGAGGCCCCAUCUUGUUCUACACCGGCAACGAGGGCGACAUUACCUUAUUCUGCAAUAACACAGGGUUCAUGUGGGAUGUGGCUGAGGAGCUGCAGGCGAUGCUGGUCUUUGCCGAGCACCGAUAUUAUGGAGACUCCAUGCCGUUUGGGGAUUUAUCGUUUAGCGAUCCCAAAUACUUGAAUUAUUUGACGUCUGAACAGGCGCUCGCGGACUUCGCGGUUUUAAUCCGAUUCCUUAAAGAGAGCAUUAAAGGGGCUGAAGACAGCGCGGUUAUUGCCAUCGGAGGGUCCUACGGGGGGAUGUUGGCAGCCUGGUUUAGGAUGAAGUAUCCUCAUGUUGUUGAUGGGGCUCUAGCUUCGUCCGCCCCAAUCUGGCAGUUCGAGGAUCUGGUUCCGUGUAACACUUACUAUCAAAUCGUCACCAAUGACUUUAAAAAAAGCGGCCCCGGGUGUUCGGAGAGCGUCUUAAACUCCUGGGCCGCCAUUAACCGCGUGGCGGAAACCAGUGACGGCUUGCAGUGGUUGUCCAACGCGUUUCACCUGUGCGCGCCGCUCAAAAACAAGGACGACGUGGGCGCGUUUAAAGGCUGGUUGAUCGAGACGUGGGUGAGCCUGGCUAUGGUGGACUAUCCGUAUCCGGCCAACUUUUUGGAGCCCCUUCCUGCCUGGCCUAUCGAGGUCGUCUGCAAAUUUCUGAAGAACCCGAAAUCCGAAGAGAGAGAGCUUCUGGAGAAUAUUUUCCAGGCGGUGAACGUUUAUUAUAAUUACACGGGGAACGCGCCGUGCCUCAACACGUCCCAGACGGCGUCCGGCAGCCUCGGCGACCUGGGCUGGAGCUAUCAGGCCUGCACGGAAAUGGUGAUGCCGUUCUGCUCGGACGGAGUUAGCGAUAUGUUUGAGCCCCGUACGUGGGAUCUGCAGGCCUAUUCUGACGAUUGCUACAAGCAGUGGGGGGUCCGGCCUCGCGCUUCCUGGAUUACGUCCGUUUACGGCGGCAAGAACAUCAGUUCCUACAGCAACAUCAUCUUCAGUAAUGGCGGUCUUGAUCCGUGGUCUGCCGGCGGAGUGAAGGAAAGCAUCAGCGACUCCCUGGUGGCCAUUGUGAUUCCCGAAGGCGCGCAUCACCUGGACCUGCGCUCUAACAGCGCUUACGACCCGCGCUCCGUCCUGCAGGCGCGCGCACUGGAAGUGCAGUACAUGAAGAAAUGGAUCGAGCAGCACAGGGCCAGGAACGGCGUGUGACAUCAUCACUCCAUAUACCUCUGCCGGUCGUACCCGCACAGCCGGUGACCCUGAUAACCUCACUCAGGACUAUGAUUUUCCUAUUCUUAUAGAUUUCACUUUCAAACAACAAAUACCGUUUAUUUUUUUCUGUUUUUUUUUAAAAAAAAUAAAUAGUAUUUUCAAAAAUAUUCCUACAGGCGGGAUUUAUGUCGUUCCUUAACUAUUUCCUUUUUAAAUAAAAAAAAAAAAAAGCCACUUACAAAAAUAUUACAA